Pseudogymnoascus verrucosus is the source of this 930-nucleotide messenger RNA. It is a transcript of the gene RPB4, whose product is annotated as RNA polymerase B. Gene Ontology annotation, cellular component: P-body; RNA polymerase II, core complex. The record is from RefSeq and is a predicted model, not a curated record. The transcript has 2 exons. Gene Ontology annotation, biological process: nuclear-transcribed mRNA catabolic process, deadenylation-dependent decay; mRNA export from nucleus in response to heat stress; transcription initiation at RNA polymerase II promoter. Gene Ontology annotation, molecular function: translation initiation factor binding; nucleotide binding. Lineage: Eukaryota; Fungi; Ascomycota; Leotiomycetes; Thelebolales; Thelebolaceae. Bases 191 to 640 code for a protein of 149 amino acids.
AGAUAAAGAAACAACCGCCCGCUUGCUUCUACCACACGCCUCCAACCUCCCCACCUCUUACACUUCGCCUCACUCCCCUUCUCCCCUCUUAGCAACUACAACAGACCCUCCACGGAAAAACUAUUCACCUGGACCCCGACACAACCUCUCAAUCCACCCCGACAGAACGAACCCCUCCACCCCACCCAUCAUGUCCACCAACGCCGCGCAAACGAUGCGCAAGCGCGCACCCCCCCAGGGUGACGAAGAAGCCGGCGCGGAGCUCAAGCUCGGCGAGUUCCAGGAUGUGGACGCGUUGACGCACUCGGAAGCGGCGCUGGUCAUCAAUGCCCUCGUCGCGAAGCGCAAGAUGGAUAAGGAUUCCAAGCGUGUCAAUGAUAGCGAGAUGCUCAACAAGACCCUCGAAUACCUCGACCACUUCGCCCGCUUCAAGCGCAAAGAGAACGUCGAAGCCGUCGAGCGCCUCCUCUCCGCGCACCCCGAGCUCGCCAAGUUCGAGCGCGCCCAGCUGGGCAGUCUGUGCUGCGAGCUGGCUGAGGAGGCGAAGACGCUGGUGCCCAGCUUGGCGGACAAGAUCAGCGAUGACGAUUUGCAGGAGUUGUUGAAUGAGAUUAAUAAGCACAGAGGGUAUGAUGGGUAGAUGCCCGUCCGUUCGUCUGUCCUUCGUCUGUCUUUGGGUGUGCGGAGAGGGGAUAUGGGGGUGACGGGAGGGGGAGGAUGAGAUGGUAGGGGAGGCGGUGCGAGCGAUGGUGGUACAGGUUAAUGCCGGAGUUUUCUUAUGGGGAGUAGGUAAUGCAUGGGAGGUGUUGGCGUUUCCAGACUGGCCGGGGCGGCUUGUGUGCUGAUCGACGACAUACCGACAUACUAGAUUGUCUGGGUUGAAUAUGGGUAACAAAAUUGUGGAGGAACUUUACGAAAACGAAAUCUCAG